AUGAUCAUGACCUCAACGCUGCCAACAAAGUCAAUCCCUUCAAUCAACAACAUCAUCUCCGAAACACAACACAAGAGAAAGGAGCACAGCGAGGAUAAUUCAGGGUCAACAAUGGACUCCUCUGGUCUGCAACAACAGCAUGCUCAUGCACCUGCACAUCAACACAAUAAUAUCGACUCACAAGCGAGGCAUGCACGUGCUGAACCUUUUCCAGGACCACAACAACAACAACAACAACAACAGCAGCAGCAGCAGUACCAACAGGCGCCCUCUUUUGGAUCACCAUCAGAAACAGAUAAACUUGUAUCGGGAACCGACUCUUCUCGUGAUCCACCCCGCAAACGGUCCAAAAUAUCUCGCGCAUGUGACGCUUGUCGACGAAAGAAGAUCAAAUGCAAUGCAGAAUACUCCACUACGCUAAACAAAGUGACUCAGAUAUGUAACAAUUGUCAAAAAAAUGGAGAUGAAUGUACGUUUUCAAGAACACCGUUGAAAAGAGGGCCAUCCAAGGGGUAUCUGAAGGAGUAUGAAGAUAGGGAAAUUGAAAGUGGUGGCACUACUGGCACCGGAGUGCAUCCCACACAGCAACCACAGCAACCACAACAGCAGCAGCAGCAGCCUUCAACAAACGGCAAUGUUGCUCAACCACAACCUGUUAACGCCUUCUCACCCACCAAAGUGGCCGAUCACCCCCACUCCCAGCCACAGCAAGUCCCUCAACAACAACAAUUUCCUCAAAAUAGCUUACCGUUUCCACAAAUACGACCAAACUCGCAGCAGAUGUCCACCAUCAAACUUCCCCCAAUUAUAGGCUACAAUCAAAGGUCUACUCCACCAGCUAUACACAAGGUCAUCACGGCGAAUUUGAAUGAUUCCAACACAACUCCGUCUAGCACUCCGCUGCAGCUAAACACAAGUGGACAGCCGCCGCCGCCGGCAUUGCAGCCACCACAACCGCCACCAAAUAAUAGCAAUUCCAACAACAAUGUCAACAGCAACAGCGCCAACGAUAGCAACAACAAUAGCCCACCGAUUCAAGGACCUUUCUGGAAAGUUCCCUAUGAAAUGCCUAGAGCUACUGGCCCCCACCAUCGCUCCUCCAUCAGCAGCGUGACAAGUGCAGGUGGCGGCACCAGCAGAAGACGUUCCUCAAUAGACUCCAUCUCUUCAACCUCAACAACAAACACAAAACUACCCAUCCUCAGACACUCAAACAAUAGCGAAUUUCUUUUAAGUGAUAGUGAGUCUGAAGAUUUCUACUCAGUCAGGUCCUCAUCCUCACAACAACACCGCCCUCCAAUGAUGCGCACCAACUCACAAUCCAUAUCUCCUAGAAAUUCCAUAACGUCAUUAUCCAGUCUCAGUGGCAGAAUCAACAAGUCAAUGGUAUUGCAAGGGGCACCGAUGCCAGUGUCACCAAUGACUGUAUCAAAGUCGGGAACUCCGUAUAAUGGAUUCAUAGGACAGGAUAUCUCAAGAUCUCACCUGCAGUUGCAAGUACCCGUGGAGGGAGGGUUUGGCCAGAUGCAACAAAAUUCGCCAAUGGAUAUGCUCAAGGCAGAUUUAGACGUGUAUGGAAAAGUGUUUGCUCCUGUAUACCCAGUGAUUCCACUUGAUGUUGAAAAGUUGGUACUGUUGAUUCAGACCAGUGGUGGUAAUGAAGCACCCACUGAAAACUUGGUUGAAUGUUUCCAUAUAUCCAUCAACGACCUUGUGAAUUUCAAAACUGUUGCUGAUUACACCACCAUUUCGGUGUUUUUCAAACUACAGCAGUUGUACCAACAAUCAAGAGUCAAUCGGAUAUCAACGCUUUUGUAUGCGUUGACCUUGAUUGUUCUCAAUUAUACUUUGCUAUUGAAAGGAACCCACUAUCUGUUGGGUAUCGCUACGGCUGCAGCAUUUUUGAAUGACUUGAAUGCAAUAGACCGCACAUUUGACGAGAAGCGGCAUGACAAAGAAUUCGAUACCUGGAUUGCAAAGUUGUACCUCACUUUGGAUACAGUUGACACCAUUUCCAGCUUAAAAGAAGGCGUGCAAAAGACUGUUUCUAGUUGCAAUUUGUCUUUAUUUGUUGACAAAAACAAGUCACUCUUGAACGAUCUCGUUUAUGAAGUACAUACUGUGUCGGCAAUUUUGUUCAAGAUGAGAACGAGUCUUAUUACUUCAUACACGAAUGCCAAGCUUGACAAACCUGACACUAAGGACGACUUCCUCACCCAUUUCACCAACUUGUUAUACCUCAAAUACGAGCUAUUCGAGUCGGUCAACGAUAACAACAACAACAACAACAGCAACAACAGCAACAAUCAGUCAGUAAAGCUCGCAUAUGCAUUAGAAACGUUAACUACAACAAUACUAAACUUUGCCAACUACUUGAGCACAAGAACAAUGUCCAACAAACAAGUGUUGAACCCAUGCUUGAACUUAGCAGUGGAUCAACUAUUCUACACCAUCAAGCUCGUCAAACUAAUUGCCGAUAACACGUUUGAUGACACUGCCAAAAUCAGUAGCAACUUGUCGAUAUCUUACAAUUUAUUGAAUCUCAAUUUGACCAAUUUGCAAUUGAAUGAGCAAACUAUACGACAAUUGAAACAAAGCAUCACUGAGAAUCCCCUUGAUUUCUCCACCAAAGUGAGUCCCAACCCAGACUGGAUCAACACUGUCAUUCCCUUGAUCAAAUCUGAUCUAAUGAGGUAA
This is a messenger RNA of Lodderomyces theae, 2697 nucleotides long. It is a transcript of the gene RGT1, whose product is annotated as Rgt1p. Bases 1 to 2697 code for a protein of 898 amino acids. The transcript has a single exon. Gene Ontology annotation, biological process: regulation of DNA-templated transcription. The record is from RefSeq and is a predicted model, not a curated record. NCBI's taxonomy places the organism in Eukaryota, Fungi, Ascomycota, Pichiomycetes, Serinales, Debaryomycetaceae. Gene Ontology annotation, molecular function: DNA-binding transcription factor activity, RNA polymerase II-specific; zinc ion binding.